Branchiostoma belcheri (Belcher's lancelet) is the source of this 1158-nucleotide messenger RNA. RefSeq names its product tctex1 domain-containing protein 2-like. The coding region runs from base 518 to 1024 and encodes 168 amino acids. The record is from RefSeq and is a predicted model, not a curated record. Gene Ontology annotation, biological process: microtubule-based movement. Gene Ontology annotation, molecular function: dynein intermediate chain binding. The transcript has a single exon. Gene Ontology annotation, cellular component: cytoplasmic dynein complex; cytoplasm. Lineage: Eukaryota; Metazoa; Chordata; Leptocardii; Amphioxiformes; Branchiostomatidae.
CUGGCCUCCCUCAGUUACUGGUACUUAAGUCAUUUUCAAUCUCUCUAACCCAUACAUGGCCAAUAAAUCAAACGAAAGGCUCGCAAAGGGACAGGCGGUGAGCCCUUUGUUUCUCUUAUCUUAGGUAAAUACCAUUUUUAAAGCGCACAGUGAAUGGAUACCUUCUGAAGUAUUUGAAAAAUAGAGGUAAGGGGUGGACAGUAAGAGAAACACACGGAGCACAACAAGUCCCCCACGUAAGAGGAAUGAGUUAAAUGAAUUACGAACGAAAUGGAAGGAAUUCUGUGUGCUUUAUGUCGGAAGGUUACGUCUGGGCCGUUAUUGUUGGAGAGGCUUAGAGGGAACAAGGAAAGAAUGGCCAAGGCUAGCUUGAAAGAGAAUGCCCGCGGGGGAAACAAAUACGCCCGGUUACCAAUACUACGAAAAGGCGUCGGCUUUGUCGAACAAACUGAUAAGCACGUUUGCGUAAACUACAUACAGACUUGAAAGACGAGAGGGCUGUGCAUGUAACACAAGGAUGGCGGGGAUAGUAAGAGAAGAACCCGUGCGAAAGAAGGCAAGCGUACCGGCACAGCGCGCAAGACGAGCCUGGUCUCCCCACGGCAAGAUGCGGCCCCGCUCGGGAACGUGGCACGGCGACGAGGAGACACCCGACACGGUGAAAAACGCGCGGAAACUGACAGACUCCCUGGCCACGGAAGUCAGGUUUGAUCCCGGGCUGAUACAGGACGUGAUCGACAUGGUCCUGACAGAAACGCUCGCUCACGAGACGUACGCAGCCAGCAGGAUGGGGGUGACGAGCAAGCGGGUGAGCGACGUCCUGAAGACGAGAAUCCGGGGGCUGUGCGGGGACAGGUUCAAGCUGGUGUGCAUCGUUGUGAUCACCGAGGGAGGGACCGAGGAGAGCGCCCUGCACGUCACCAGUCAGUGUGUCUGGGACCACGAAACGGACGACUUCGCGUCGGGAAGCUUUAGUAACGACGCCCUGCACGCGGUGGCUACCGUCUUCGCUAUCCACUGCUGACAGUUACGGUGCAGGCUUUUGGAUUGUUGGAAUCUAGGAAAAUGGGACCAAGUAUGUGUACUUGAGUGCGUCACAGUUGUGUCGGUGUUUUGUUGUUUCGUGUAUUGGCUAACUAGAAAUACGGCAAAGUCUAU